Molecule: messenger RNA, 536 nt
Organism: Acaulospora colombiana
Lineage: Eukaryota; Fungi; Glomeromycota; Glomeromycetes; Diversisporales; Acaulosporaceae
Source: the annotation of a GenBank genome assembly
CUGGGUCAGGUCUUGUGAUUGCGCGCCUUCCGGACGGAUCCUGGUCUGCACCUUCGUGUAUCGCAACGGGUGGACUUGGAUGGGGUUUGCAAGCAGGAGCAGAUAUCACCGACUUCGUCGUUGUUCUCAACUCUGAAGAUGCCGUUCGGGCUUUCUCUAUUGGGGGAAAUGUUACAAUUGGAGGGAACAUCAGUGCUGCUGCAGGCCCGAUAGGCACUGGGGGAAGUGUACUCGCAAGCUUGGCUCACCCUGCACCUAUGUUCUCGUAUUCAAAAUCGAAAGGACUUUUCGCUGGUGUAUCACUUGAAGGAACUGUACUCAUAGAACGCAAGGAUGCCAACAAGGACUUUUACGGUUCACCGGUACCGGCUAAAGACAUCUUGACUGGUCGUGUGCCACCUCCAGAGGUGGCCAGUAAGAUGUAUGAGAUUAUAGAAGCUGCGGAGGGACUGGACGAAAGUGGUUUGCCGGCAGAGUCAUACAUACCACAAGAUCAGAAUGUACCAAGUGGGGGGAACGCGCCAAGUGGACAAAUG